AUGUACAUUUUAGUAGUUGCUAAGGUUCACAACUUUCUAAACAAAAAUCACGACCAGUUUCGCCCUGAAGUAUUAGAGCUCUUUGCCCGCAGUCGCUUACAGAUGGUGUCGGGUCUCUUCCGAAAGGUUCAGGAGCGUUACAUCCAGCAGAAGGAGCUGGGAAGAGCAAGAGGUCACAGGAACCAGAUGUCAACCGUCGCUGCUAACUUUCAGCAGUCGCUUACAGAGCUCACCACCCGUUUAGAGAGAUGUAAAACUACAUUCGUACGAUGUUUUAAGCCAAACUAUGUUAAGCUUCCAGGCAUAUUUGAUGUAGACUACAUAACCACACAGCUGAGGCAUGGAGGGAUCCUGGAGACCAUUCACAUACGAAAAGAAGGAUUCCCGAUUCGUAUCCCCUUCGCCCAGUUCAUGGAGAGGUAUGGUGUGUUACUGUCCCAGAGGCCUAUAAACCAGUCUCUUGAAGAGCAGGUGGUGACUUUAAUAGAGACUAUUGGAGCAGAGGAUGGCCAGUACCAGCUAGGACUCACUAAAGUGUUUCUAAAGGAGACCCUGUAUCAGCAGGUGGAGGAAAAAUGGAGUAGCACUCAGACAUGGGCAGCAGUCACCAUCCAAAGAAACAUCCGUGGCUUCAUCUGCCGAAGAAACUUCCAGUUCUUUAAAAAAAAGGCCAUCGUCAUCCAGUCUCACAUCAGAGGCCACCAGGCUCGGAAGUACUUCAAGCAACUGAAGCAGUGCUUCACACAGUUCUGGGCAACUAUGAUGAUCACCAGAAACACCAUCAAGAGACGUCACUGGAAGGAACAUACUGAUAGAAGCAGAGUGAAGGAAGUGGCAAAACCUACAUCUAGUUCUUCGGAGAUGGAUGUGGGGAUAUUGGAGAUCCCGGCAGAACUGUCGGCCAGAUUACGCAGUUCAUCAGGACGUUCUCAAGGCUCAGGGGUGUCAGAAGUAGCUCCGCCGCAGGUCAAAGCAGACCACAAACUCUCACUGCCCUUGGACAUUGACAGACAUCCUUUCUCUCAAUAUGCCAACACAGUCCUGAAGGAUGGAUGGUGCCAAGCACAGGGUUAUCCACUUCAGAGGCCUUUGACGUCCCUUGACCAUGAGGAUGCCCGUACAGCUUUGGAAAUCUACAAACUGAUCCUGCGCUUCACAGGGGACUCAGAUCUGAAUGGCUGGCAGGAGCAGAUGUUGGGGAACUACAUUGUGGAGAAGAGUCAAAUUCGGCCCGGCAUCAGAGAUGAGAUUCUAGCCCAGUUGGUUUACCUCACUUGGGAUGGAGAUAGACAGGAGACCAACCUGCGUGGCUGGUUACUUCUGGCCUGCUGUUUGAGUGCCUUCACACCCUCUCCUGACCUGGAGAAACCCCUGCUCAAGUAUGUGUCAGAUCGGGGUCCCGGUGAAUACCGCUCUCUAUGUCAACACAAGCUUCUCACGUCCCUCCCGUUGCCCUCACCAGCCUGCAGACGCCACCCGCCAACUCAACUGGAGUGGACAGCCAAUCAGAGGAAAGGAAAGAUGGUGCUUGAGGUCAACACUUUCAAUGAGGAAAAGUUAGCAGUGGAGGUGGAGUCUUGGACAACAGGAGAAGAGCUGGCCUCUUGGAUUCUUAGCUACAGAGGUCUGACUAAUGCUACACAGGGCUGGUCCGUGUCUCUCCUGGCCGACGAGGGGUGGACGGACCUGACAGGCUGUGAUUUUGUGAUGGAUCUGUUGGCUGGAGUGGAGUCUGAUGUGCCCAUGGGUCACCCGCCUACGGAGAAUGAUUACCUAUUCAGUGACACCAGUGACAGGAUGGAAACCACAGACAUUGAUGCGUUUAUUCCUCCUGCUCCCUCGAUGCAAGCCCCUGGUCUGCCCUCAUUUGAAGCAUCUCAUUGGAACACGUAUGAACCCUUGUCCACUUACCAGGGAUCUCAGGGUCGGCAGAUGGAUUCGUACGUUGAUGACAUCUUUGAUCCUGUGUUUGAUCACGGUCCUCCGGACUUUGACCGCAUGGCCAUGCUAAAUCGCAGAAUGAGAGGUGGAGGAGGUAUGAUGCCCAGCAUGUACACCGGAGCAGGAAUGCCAAUGAAUCCUGCCAUGGCUGGCUAUGGUGCCACACCAAUGAUGCCAAACAUGAUGCCCGCUACCAUGCCCAUGAUGCAGCCCAUGCCACCUAUGAUGAUGCCAACUGCCAUGCCUCAAGCCAUGCCUGCUGUCAACCCACAGCAAAUGGAUCAACAGCAGGCAUUCAUCAACCAACAGGCCCUGCUUUUGGCUCAGCAAAUGACCAUGCAGGCAAUGUCACUGUCUCAGAAACAGCAGCAGGAUGAGAUGCGCAGGCGUGAGUCACAGAGACAGUCCCCACGCCAGCGGCGGCGCUCUCCUCCACGCGCACGCUCACCGUCACGCUCACCUUCACCCAAACCUCGAAGCCGCCCCCAGAGCCAAAGAACCAAUCAUCAGACCCCCAAACAAGCCCCAGAGCCCCUUCCAAAACCCCGCAGCCCUGAGCCUGUGACUGAGAGGGAUGUUAGGGCCCCAGAAGAUCACGGGUCUUUCAAAGAAAAGAGGGAUUUUUUUCAAAAGAUUGGUACGUCAGACACACGACCAAAGCCUGCGCCAAAGGUUGCGAAGCCACUGAUAUAUGCCAAUCCACCUGUGUCCCAACCCAAAUCACCACCUCCAGUAAAGACUCAAGUGAAACCUCUCCCAGAACCUCCUCAAAUCCAAAAAUCUGGACGAGAAUCUCCAGAACCCACAUCUCCUAAACCAGAGCCAACCAGUAACAUAAGAGAAAUCAUCAAGCAGUACCAAAACCGUCCCAAUCCAGAACCUAAAGCCUACGAGCCUGUCAGGGUUCCGGCCAAACAAUUUCUCAAGAAAAAUGACCCCAAAGAUGAGGCACUAGCCAUUCUCAAAUCUCAGGGCCCUGUCAGUCAUCAGAAGAAACAGUGGGUAGAGAAGCCCCCUUCACCCCCUCAGCAGCUUGAGUCCCGUGGGCCUCGCUCCAUCUCCAAUAGCAUGAAACAGAAGCAGCUUUCGCUAGCUGAUCUGUUCGGUUCUCAGCGCUCUCAGCCUCUGCCUCGUGCUCGUGAAUCCAUACCUUCUCCACCGCCCCCCAUCCCCGACCCACCGAGACAGCCUGCACCUGCUCUCAAUCAGCUCAACAUGAUGGCAGAGGAGGAGAGCGUUCGUUCCCAGUUGCACAAAUUCUCAGCCAGCGUCUACUUUUCAUAUCCCAUUAUGCCUGGCAAACUGUUCCUUCGCAAGGAGCUGUUUUAUCCCAGGGAAAAAUUCAACCACCCAUACACCCUCAAUUUACUCUGUGAGCAGAUCAUGCGAGACACUUACUCUGAUUCAUGUCUGAGGAUUUCACGUGAAGAACGGCGUAAAAUGAAAGACCUGUUGGCGAGCUUCCAUAUUGGAACCAAUAUCAGGUCUUUAGAUGAUGCUAUGAAGAAAAGAAUCGUCAUGGCAGCCAGAGACAACUGGUCCAACUACUUCGCACGUCUCUUUAAUGUGAAGGUUGGGAAUGGAGGAGAUGCUCAGAUGCUGGGAGUUUCUCAUAGAGGAAUCAGACUGCUAAAGGUUGCCAGAGCUUCAGGAAUAAACCCCAAACACCUCAAAGUGCUCCACACCUUUAGUUAUUCACAGGUGUUGUCAGUACAGCAGAAAGGGACCGGUAAAGUCGUGAUCACUCUGAGCAAUGAGGAAUUGGAACUGCAUUCCCAACAGGCACCACAAAUCGCUGCUGUUAUUCGCCUCUUCCUCAUGGAGUUGAUUAAGAACUCAGAGUAUGUGAUCGCAGUGAAAAGCUAUGUAACAGAUGACAAGAGCUUGCUGAGCUUCCACAGAGGUGACGCCAUUAAACUCUUGAACAUGGACGGACUCAAGGAUGGAUGGAUGUUUGGUUCGAGUGGAGGCCGUUCAGGACUCUUCCCAGUUGAUGUCACUCAGCCUUGUGCUCCACCAGAUUACCACAGCAGCAACAUGGACCGACAGCUGGAACGGAAAAAGAGUAUGAGAGUCACCAGCUCUUCCCGCAUCGUACCAUCCAAUGGCUCCAUUAAUAAUAUGCCGGCCAAUGUUGCUGAAAUCAACACAUCAACAAAUGGCUCCAUCUACAACAUGUCUGUUGCCCGCUCAGUGGCGGGCGGCAGUGAAUACAGUGUAGAAGUGGCCUCAAUCCAGAGAUCUGAACCAGAACGUGAGCAGUUCAUCAUGACGGAGUUCGCCAGCAAGUUCUUCACAGAAGCUAUCAACAGAGGUAACAUGAGAAGUCUUAAUGAAAUGGUGGAAUACACUCCUAAUCCCAUUCAGGAAUCACUGAUCCUUUUCUCAGACAGUGAGCUCACUCGCCUGGGUGCGCAAAGCUUCAUGGUUGUAAUGCAGUUUAUGUUGGAUCAGCCUAUGAAGAAAAACCAGACAGAAGGGGACUGUGUUAACUUCAUUUUGCAGCUGGGAAAAGAGAAGGAGUUCCUUAGGGAUGAGCUUUACUGUCAGGUCAUCAAGCAGACCACCAAACACCGGAUCAAGGAGAACUGUACUCGUGGCUGGCGUUUGUUUAAUCUGGUGACUGGAUUCUUCCCUUGUUCCAACACUCUUCUUCCAUAUUGCACUCGCCAUCUGGACACCAUCAUUCAAGAUGCCAACCACCCAUAUCAAGAAUUGGCAAAUAUAUGUGCAAAGAAUCUCCAACGGUCACUCAUUUUCGGAGGACGCCGACACAUCCCUUCACAUUCUGAGAUGGAGGCCAUUUUGGCUGGAAGAAACUCUCGUCGGCUACCCAUCAUGCUUCCUGGUGGAACCGAGUUUGCCUGCAAGAUUCGCAGCUUUAGUGUUGCAUUUGAGGUGGUACAAGACUUUUGCACUGAGAUGGGCAUCAUGAAUCCUGCUGAAAUGAAGGAGUUUUCUAUCCAUGCUGCUAAAAAAGGGGGUGAUGUGACACGUCCAAUUCACUCGGAUGAGUAUCUGUUUGACUUCCUGCUGGAUGACGGCUCGAUCGCCCUCUCCUUUAAACGACUGAUCUGGAAACAGCCACUCCAGUUCAGCAAUGAUCUUUACCUGGAGUUCCACUACCAGCUGCUUGUGGCCAGUUAUCUGGAAGGGAAAAUGUUUCUGUCCAUGAACAGUUCUACAGUUUACCAGCAGGUGGCAGAACUGACCGCUCUUCAACACCUUGCGCUUGGACUAAAUAAUCUGCCCUCAAAUGCUGAGAUAAAGCAGUAUCAUCCCCGGAUGGAUGGACUCAACUCUACUGAUGAAAGACUCCUUGCUACGAUACGAGCGCAGUUUUCAACCUUAGGCCCCAUCAGCCCUCUUGAUGCCAAAGCUCGGUUUAUCAAGAGUAUCAGUUCGCUGCCUCUCUUUGGUUUUGACAUCUUCACGGCUCAGAAAGUCAGUCAUCGCAGCUGUCCUUCGCCUUCCCUGGUCGCAGUCAAUCAUGAAGUCAUAACCGUCCUCGAUCCUAAAACACUGAAUGCGUGUUUGACGAUGUCCAUGGAGGAUGUGUUGUCCUUGCGCUCAAUCCGUCCCAAAAAAGACAAGCUGCCAUCAGUUGAGAUCAGCUUUGGUGGCCAGACUCAACACAAGACUCUCAGCUUCAAUCUCAAGCAGGCAAAAGAGCUGUGUCACACCAUCGCUGUGAUCAUGGAAGAGGUGGUGAAACCGUCCUACAGCACCAUCCCCAGUCGAGCUGGGACCCCACACUAAACAACCAGUAUACACAAACUUUACACAACAUCCCACAACUCACCCUGAAGAUCAAAUAUAUCUCCUGCCAUGAAACAUUACAGACAUUAUUUGUAAUAAACAUGUAUUAACGUUUACAGAAUAGCAAGACUAAUACUUGUGAAAUGUUGAAUUCAUUAGAGCCAGUGUCUAGAGAGAAGUAAACAGCUUGUAUAAUUUACUUUCAAAAUGUUUUUAACAAUUUGGAUUGAUUUGAUAAGAAUUAUUUAAUGAAAUGCUUUAUUUUUAAACAUGAUGUGUUUAAUUUAGUAUGUGUUUAUACCACCAAAUGGGGGAUAAUUUGUGGUUUAUAUUUAUUGUAAGGAUGGCCUAUUUUGUAUAUGUGCACUAAUCACAGUUAAUUAUUUGUGUCUAAAUGAAGAUAAUUGAUUAGUGAGUACAGAUGUUAGACUAUUUAAAUAUUAAAGUAUAAAAGCCUUCUAAAGUGUUUUUCAUUGUUUUUCAAUAAACAAUGUCUGCUUUAUCUUCUCGGUACUCUUUCAGAAAACUAAGAAAGCAUUUUGAUUUGAAUCUGUGUGCAAAUAUACAUUUAAAGAGCAAUAUUUUUAAUUUAUUUUUUACUAUGUAUCAAAAAUAAAAAGAACUGACAGAUAAA
This is a messenger RNA of Danio rerio (zebrafish), 6334 nucleotides long. The record is from RefSeq and is a predicted model, not a curated record. Lineage: Eukaryota; Metazoa; Chordata; Actinopteri; Cypriniformes; Danionidae.